Dermatophagoides farinae (American house dust mite) is the source of this 2852-nucleotide messenger RNA. Lineage: Eukaryota; Metazoa; Arthropoda; Arachnida; Sarcoptiformes; Pyroglyphidae. The record is from RefSeq and is a predicted model, not a curated record.
CUGCGCGUUUUUUUUUUUUUGUUUUGUUUUGUUUUUUUGUUAUUGUGUGUGUGACAUCUGCAGAUAUCUCACGUAAAUUUUGCUGCUUAUUUUCUCAAAUGAUGUUUUUUUGUUUUGUUUAAAAAAAACUAAUCUUGAUUUCCAUUCCAAAAAAACAUUUAUUCGAUUCUGUAUGAAUAAGCGAUUGUCCAUUUUUUUUCCUACGCUCUCCUCCUCACUCAUUCAUUCAAAUUCGAAUGCUUGGUGUGUCUCUGUGUGUGUGUCUGUGUGUGUUUGUUGUAUAUGGAUGUCUUGAAUGGGGUUGGUGAUUAUGAAUUUGCUGCUUUUUUUUCCUAUCCUUUCCUCUUUGUUUGUUUGUUUGUUUGAUAUAUGAAUAUAUCUAUCAAAUCAUAAUAUUCACACAUACAUAUACAUCAUCGCUCACAUCAUCGUACAAAAUGACAACAAAUAUGACGACUAUGACAACGACGACAACAAUAAUCAAAUCCAUUUGAAUUAUAAGAAUCUCUUUAAAAAUAAAUACUCGAAACAGCUCUUUUCUCAUUCUCAUUCAAUUAUUAUUCUUUCAUAAAUUUUCUUUUUCUUUUUUUUGAUUCAUUGAUUCAUUCACAUAUACAACAAACUAAGUAAUAUACUACUACGACAACGUCUACGACGACAUUUAUAUUGGAAAUAAUCUUUGAAAAUAGAAAUUCUUUACACACACACACACACCCACUCACACACUCAGGUUAUUUGAAACUCAAUCAUUAAUUUUUCAAUCAAACACACACACACACACACACAGAGAGAGAGAGAGACAAUCGAACGAAAAAAAAAAAAUAAAAAUCCUAAAUUCUUUGGAUCUCAUUACAUUUUCAACUACUACUACUACUACUAUUCUUCUUACACAUUCUUAUUUUCAUUUUCAAUCACAAUGUCUCAACAACAUUUAUUAAUGAAAAAUCCAUCAUCAAUAUUUAGAUCGGCUACGAAUGGUGGCCAAAACAAUAGCACCACCAAUGGCGAUAUGAACACAUCGAUCAAUGGUAAUCAUAAUUCUGCAAAGAAUGGUGCAUACAACAAUAGUAACAAAGAUCAUCAUAAUAAUCAUGAUAAUAAUAAUGAUCGAUCAUUGAUUAAUCGUAAGCUACCAAAAGAAUUAUUGUUACGUAUAUUCUCCUAUUUGGAUGUUGUCACAUUAUGUCGUUGUGCUCAGGUAUCAAAGAGUUGGAAUGUACUUGCUUUGGAUGGUAGCAAUUGGCAAAGUGUUGAUCUUUUUGAUUUUCAAACCGAAAUCGAAGGUCGUGUUGUAGAGAAUCUAUCAAAACGUUGUGGUGGUUUUUUACAUCGUCUAAGUCUUCGUGGCUGUAAAUGUAUUACAGAUGUGGCAUUGAAAACAUUUGCUCAAAAUUGUAACAAUAUUGAAGCUUUGAAUUUGUUUGAUUGUAAACAAAUAACUGAUGCAACAUGUGUACAGCUUAGUCAUUAUUGUCAUGAAUUACUUCGUCUCAAUCUAGGAUCGUGUAUAGAGAUCACUGAUUUAUCAUUAAUAGCCUUAAGUGUUGGAUGUGUAAAUCUGGAACAUCUGAAUAUAUCGUAUUGUGACAAAAUCACUAAAAAUGGUAUUGAAAAAUUGGCAAUGGGUUGCCAUAAUCUCAGUGCCUUUAUUAGUAAAAUGUGUACCAAUGUUAAUGAUGAGGCAAUCGGUUAUUUGGCACAGAAUUGUAAAUUACUACGUACUGUCAAUCUACAUGGCUGCCAUCAGAUUACUGAUGAUGCAUUACAAAAUUUGGCUUCAAAUUGUCCAAAUCUUCGUUAUCUAUGUGUUUCUAAUUGUACAAAUUUGACUGAUCAAUCAUUGAUAUCGUUGGGUCAACAAUGUCAUCAAUUGGUUACAUUGGAAGUGUCCGGUUGUAAUCAAUUAACCGAUAAUGGUUUUCAACGUUUAGCAAGAAAUUGUCAUUCGUUGGAAAAAUUAGAUCUUGAAGAAUGUAUUCUCAUUACCGAUAAUACACUUUCACAUUUGGCAAAUGGAUGCCCUUUACUGCAAAAUUUGAGUCUUUCACAUUGUGAAUUAAUCACUGAUGAAGGAAUUCGACAUAUUGGUACCAGUUCCGGUUCAUCCGAACAUUUACAAGUGCUCGAAUUGGAUAAUUGUCCAUUGAUCACUGAUAGUUCAUUGGAUCAUCUAAUAUCUUGCUAUAAUUUAAGACGUAUUGAGCUUUACGAUUGUCAAUUGAUAACCAAAUCAGGAAUUCGUCGUCUGCGAUAUCAUUUACCUAAUUUGAAAGUACAUGCUUACUUUGCACCGGCCACACCACCACCAUCGAUUACACCACGAACAAGAUAUUGUCGUUGUUGUAUAAUCUUAUGAUCAUUAUGAUUUUGAUGGCAAUUGAAUCACAUCAUAUGUGUUGGCCUUUUCAUAUAUUUUGUCUUUUGAUCUUGUUUUUUUUUUUCUCCAGAUUUUUUUUUUCAUUUUUCCUUGAUAUAUCAUCGUCAUCAAAUACGUUAACUAUGCGAAAGUCUAUAUGCUAUAGGUUUGCAUUUUUCAUGAUAAUCUUUGACUUUUUAGGAUUUUAUUUGCAGAAUAAUAUCACCACACCAUUCAUUUAUUCAUUCAAACAAUCAAACGCAAAAAUGCAUGCCUGCAUUUUUUAUUAUAUUAUUAUAAAUAUACAACGAUUAUAUAUGAAUAUAUUUAUAGUGAGAUUCAUGAUUUAAUAUAUUUAUAAGAAUCAACAAAUAUUCGUAAAAAUCCUCUCAUCAUCCAUCCAUCCAUCCAUCAUUUAUUCAAAUCAAUGGAAAAAAAUGAUUAUUUGUCAUCCAUUUUUAUUUUAUUUUUUAAAUACAAGUCCCUUAUAUAAGCC